Molecule: messenger RNA, 879 nt
Organism: Daucus carota subsp. sativus
Lineage: Eukaryota; Viridiplantae; Streptophyta; Magnoliopsida; Apiales; Apiaceae
Product: 23 kDa jasmonate-induced protein
Exons: 2
Coding region: 124-768 (214 amino acids)
Source: RefSeq, a predicted model, not a curated record
AUGCAUAUUGUAUCAAUGUAGUUGAAGUAGGAGAAUGAAACUAGAUUAUUUAGUAGUAUAUAAACACAAUAGUUUAAAGGCAGGAAAGCCAUAUUGGGAGAUUUUAACAAAAGAAAAAAGAAGAUGGCAAAUCCCUUUGGGCAAUUGGUUGAUGAUCGAAAGUUAGAUACUAUGUCUGAUUACGUGGGGAAAGCGAAAACGCAGGAAGAUCGAGCAAGAGAAGCAAUGCGUCUGAUAAAUGAGCAUGACAAGAAUGGCAAGGCAAGAAGGUAUGUAGACGGACUCAAGACAGAGUAUGGUAAUGGAGCCACCACUUUGUGCAUGGUUUACAAUGCUACUGGAGAAACUCUCUACUAUAACACCAGUAGAGAUUGGUACGGCUUCAUUGGUCGUACACCUUACCCUUUUGAGAUUGGAAAUGGCCAAUGGGCUUCCUUCCUCCAUGUCAAGAAGACCAGUGCGGCCUCCGGUUCCGAGGCCGCGUUGGUCUUCCGUGGUAAGAACGCCAGUGGACAGAACCGUGACUUCUGCCUCGCUUGGUCUAGCCCUUGGUCAGGUUUGUACAAAAACAAGGCUUACUGCGAUGUAGGUUCUACUGGGAGUUUCAAUCGCAAUUGGAAUACUGUAUACAGUAACUUGCAGAAAAGAGGCGGGUAUACACAUAGCACCGACGACGAUGGAGUUAACAUUAAAGUUUCUACUGCUGCGGGCUUCUCUCCGCUUUUUGUUGCAGAAAUUAGAACCCCGUUCGCUCCAAAAAUGAAAUAAAUUAAAUUAUAUAUGUUGUAUAAUUUCUAUGCCGUGUGUAAUAGUAAUAAUCAAAAUCCAUUGGAUUGUACUUUAUUUUAUGUACCAAUAAAAUUCAUUACUUGUGCUCAA